AUGGUUGUGUUGUCCUGUGUGGCUGUCUCAGGCGGCUCCAAGCAGUGGCUGAGCCCCCUACAGGGUAACCCCGUUGAUACAGACAGUCCAGACAGAACUGCUGCCCCCUUCCACCCAUACCAGACCGUGGAGUGCACCGUGAAAGAGACGGAGGGCAAGCUGAACGAGCUGGGCCAGAGGAUCUCAGCCAUAGAGAAGGCCCAGCUGCAGAAUAAGAGGAUGAUCCUCAAGGAGCAGUUCACCAAAGAGUACAUGAAGGCCAAAGGCCUGAAGGAUGACCCGUGCAGCCCUUGCAGACCAGCUUCGUACCUUGGCCACACAGCAGUCCAGACGUUAAUACGGUAGACUACUCCGACAGCUCUAGCCCUGACUUGCUGAGGCUGAUGGUGAGCCAGCAGCAGAUGUUGGGGCAGCAGUUGACAGGCAUGGGACAGGGCCUUCUCAACCAGACCCCCAACGGACUAAUGGUGGCCUUCCCCACACAGGACAACAUCAUGGCAGGUAUGUGUGCAGUUACGAUAGAAGCUGGUUCUCCCUUAAUUAUUUGUUCCUUAAUUCAAAAAAUAGAGACAGUGUUCCGUCCCCCAUCCUUUUCCUUAAUGCUGAACAUGGUUUCAAUACAUUUUCAACAUAAUUCACAACUGGUUUUAAAUUAAAUCUUUAAUUUAAUUUACGCUGAACAAAAAUAUAAACGUAAAGUGUUGGUCCCAUGUUUCACAAGCUGAAACAAAAGAUCCCAGAAAUGUUCCAUUCACACAAAAAGCGUAUUUGGCAAAAGAAAUUAGCUACAUUUUUUCUACAUGUUAGCCCCAUGGUGGCGGUGGGGUUAUGGUAUGGGCAGGCAUAAGCUACGGACACGAACACAAUUACAUUUUAUCGAUAGCAAUUUCAAUGCACAGAGCUACCGUGACAAGAUCCUGAGGACCAUUGUCGUGCCAUUCAUCCGCCGCCAUCACCUCAUGUUUAAGCAUGAUAAUGCACGGCCCCAUGUCGCAAGGAUCUGUACACAAUUCCUGGAAGUUGAAAAUGUCCCAGUUGGCCUGCAUACUCACCAGGCAUUUCACCCAUUGAGCAUGUUUGGGAUGCUCUGGAUCUACGUUUAUUAUGAUGUGUUCCAGUUCCCGCCAAUAUCAGCAACUUCGCACAGCCAUUGAAGAGGAGUGGGACAUCAUUCCACAGGCCACAAUCAACAGCCUGAUCAACUAUAUGUGAAGGAGAUGUGUCACGCUGCAUGAGGAAAAUGGUGGUCACACCAGAUACUGACUGGUUUUCUGAUCCACACCCCUACCUUUUUGUUAAGAUAUCUGUGACCAACAGACACAUAUCUGUAUGCCCAGUCAUGUGAAAUCCAUAGAUUAGGGCCUGAUUUCCUUUGAAAUUGUUGCAUGUUGCGUUUAUAUUUUUGUCCAGUUAAAUAUGAUGUAUUUUUUAUUUGAAGGUUGACUCUUAUUAACAGCUCUCUCGCCCCGUGACAGUAGCGGUGAGCAGAAGAGUGCCUAUGUUGAACACUGCAACCUCGCCCAUACCCACAGCUCAGACGCCCAUCAACACAAUGUCCCCACCCUCCAUGCUCCCCCUCUAGCCCUCUGUGGACAUCGAUGCACAUAUACGUCACACCACGUAGCUAUAUUUUUAUAUUUAGAUGUCCAUCUUUCAGGGAACUUGAUAAUUUGUGUGUAGAAGUGGGAGUCUGUAUCAGUGUAUGAUGGUGUUGGAGAGUAAUCUCUGUCCCCAGGGUUCACUCCUCUAACCCUGGCUGCUACAGCGGGUCAUGUUGAGGUGGAGAUCCUGCUGGGUAAAGGAGGGGACAUCGAAGCCCAGUCUGCGAGAACC
Messenger RNA from Coregonus sp. 'balchen', 1833 nucleotides. The record is from the annotation of a GenBank genome assembly. Lineage: Eukaryota; Metazoa; Chordata; Actinopteri; Salmoniformes; Salmonidae.